UUAGGUCUUUUGCCAAAUUAAUCUAUUUAUAUCGACUUGACAUGUUCGGGUGUGCAUGCCACGUUGAUAAUUGUUUGAUUAAAUGAACUUGGCGAGAAUGGCGGAAGUAAUAAAAUGUCAAAAAGCGUCUGUGAAGUGUCGCCAAAGAAUGUAUAGGCAUAUUCCUAGUGUUAAUGCGUUUGUCAGAUUAUUCACUGACAGUAUCAUGGCAUGAUCCAAGUGGUGUGUUUUGCUACAGACAUGCAGGGGGAAACUGUGUUCUAUCAUUUCUGUAUCAGGAACAUGUGUCGAAAUAUAAGCAGAGACAAAAGUGCCAGUGGCCUAAAUGAUUUUUUAUAUCUAAAAGUGGAGUGCAGUUCCGGAAGGGCAGUUUCACAAUAGUUUUCAGCAUUUCUACACAUUUAUGUUGCAGUGUUUUAAUGGUUGUGUCUGUAAAUAACAAAUAUGGUUGCUCCAGAUGCACUAAACUAAAUCACAGGAACAAAGGCAAAUUAUCAUUGUAAAUGGUCAGCUCAAUUUUUCAUAGCAUGUAGAACUCGAUUUAAAAAUCGCGUUUUUGUUUUUAUCUGCGUUGCGGAUAAGAUUGGUCUCUCUCGCCUACUGUAGCUAGGUAUUUCCCUGCUGGGAGAAGUGGGUAAAAAGGCCUAUUAUGUGUUGUAUGGGAGGACCGUGAGAAGUCAUUAGGAGGCCUAGCAGUUAUUAAUAUACUUUGUGUAGUGCAGACAAACAUAUUUAUAAUGCACUUCUCUCGCGCUAUGUUAUAUGGUUAAUACUCCGCACAAUAAAAUAGGUUAUGGUUUACUAAUGCUCGUUCUAUGUCCUGAAGGCUAGCUUGCUGGCUAACGCUAGCUGCUUAUGUUAGCUUUUGGUGCGUUGUUGUUUAAUGUCAACAGUAGUAGCACUACAGUGUAAAGGAUUCAGAUAAUCAGCAGAGAAAACAUAACUGUAUUGUUUAUGCAGGCGUUUUUUGUGCCCUGCCUUUCUGACGCUAAAGAAAACCCCUGCGUGAUGGAAACAAAAUAGAAGCUCUCUGGAGAGGUCACGAAAUCCGAUCUGAUUUCCCCUUUAGCGUUCCAACAGCUGCAUCAACCGGAGAUAUCGUUAGACCCAUUUUGUUAUAGUCAUGGACGAGAGUACAGAAAAAGUAGAGCCUGAUGAUAUUGUUAUUAUCGUCGAAAAUGAAGCUGAAAGCAUGCCGGUUCAAGAGGAAAGUGAGAAGGCUCAAAGUACCCACAGUUUAAUGGACUGUUGUCCCAUUUGCAAGUUGAAUUUUCAUAGCAGAGAGCCCAAGCUUCUACCUUGUCUCCACUCUUUCUGUAAGAAAUGCUUGCCACCUCCGUCAAGAAAUUUUUUAUAUCCAAGCCAAAUGAUGGCCAACCAUCAACUUCAUGUGGAAGAUCCAUCAAAACCGCUCAACGUGAUUCGUUGUCCAGUUUGUCAUCAGGAAUGUAUGGAAGUGGAAGUUUUAGAAAACUUCUUUGUUAAAGACUCAAUGGAAGUGCCAAGCAGCACAGUUGAGAAGACAAGCCAGUUGUGUAUGAGUUGUGAGGACAACACAGAGGCCACUGGCUAUUGUGUGGAAUGCGUGGAGUUUCUCUGUGUCACCUGCAUUGAAGCUCAUCAGCGGGUGAAGUUUACCCGCGACCACACCAUUCGACAGAAAGAAGAAAUGUCUCCAGAAGGAGUGGGAGUCUCCACCCAGAAGCCAGUUUUCUGUGAUGUCCAUAAACAGGAGCCUUUGAAACUUUUCUGUGAGACAUGUGAUCGUCUGACCUGUCGGGACUGUCAGUUGCUCAAACACAAGGAUCACAAUUACCAGUUUCUAGAAGAUGCCUACAGAAAUCACAGGGAACACUUGGAGAAUAUGACUCGACAGCUCCAGGAAAAAAGAAAAGCCAUCGAAGAUGUCUCUAACGCAAUCAAUAAUGGUCUCCAUCAGGUUGAUGAGAACCGAAAGGCUGUCACCACUGAGAUCAAGAAGUCCAUUUGCAAUCUCAUUAUGGAGAUUAAUAGAAAAGGGAAAAUAUUGAUAAAUCAACUUGAGGCUCUCACCAAGGAUCAUGAGACUGCACUCAGGAAACAGCAGGAUGAUGUCUCUUCCCUCUCCAAACACCUGGAUCAUGUGAUCUCCUUCACCAAAUGGGCAACAGCCAUCAACAGUGGCACUGCUCUCCUUUACUGCAAAAGACUGAUUCUCUGUCAGAUACAAUACCUCAUGCGGGCAAAGUGCAGUACCUCCUCAUAUGUCCCCCAGAAUACAGUGCGGUUCCAGUGUCGGUCAAGCUUCUGGGCCUCAAAUGUUGAUCUCGGCUCUCUGGUCAUGGAAAAAGUUCCAGGACACCAACCAAGUGGGAUGCAGAUGUUCCCCAACCAACCCAACCAUCCCAACCAUCCCAACCAUCCUGGACCAAGACCUGAAGGACCAUCAGCGGGCUUUCCGGGGACGGCCGCUCAACAGCGGCAGAGCACGCUGGCACAGCUCCAGAUGCAGGUGGAGAAGCUGGCGCAGCAUCCCAACCGCCACCCACCACCAAACCACUGGUCCUGGUAUCACAACAUGCGGCUCCCAGGCCCGCCCCCACCCAGGCCCAUGCAGGGGGGAUCUCCUUCCCAAACCCAUCCCAACAUGUCUCAGCAGGGCCGGCGAUACACUGCUCCUCAACCAAACACCCGCAGUCCCACAGCCAUGAUGCAAAACACAGCCUUUGCCCCUCAGACUUUGAGAGGAAUGAUUAACUCCCCCACCUCCUCCAAUUUCCCACCCAAACCCAUGGAUGUGCUUCAGGGUGCAUCUCGAUAUACCCAAAAUGCACCUGGAGGUGGACACCUUACCAACCCUCAACCCUCUCUGCAUCAGAGAAAUGUAAUGGACCCUAUACACCUAAACAGAAGACCUGAACCUCCUGGGCCCUUGCAAAUGUCUAUGCCCAGACAUCAUUUCCCCCACACUGUCCCUACCACCAUUGCUGACAGGACUGCACAAGGUCAUCAGAGCUCCCCCAUGUUAACGGCAAACUCUACUGACGGAAAGACAGGGACUGUUUCUUGGAAACGAACCGACCCCCAGCCGAAUGGAGCGUCCACCUCCUCUGCUAAGAGAAGACGAAGGUCAUCCCCUGGGCCCAUCAUUGUCAUCAAAGAUGAGCCGGAAGAUGAUGAUGAAGUUCGCUUUGUCCAGUCCAGUGUGAAAGCUAGUCUGCCAGACAGCACUGGUGUCCAGUCCCAGACCCCUCGUCAGGAGUCUCCCCCAGGUGAAGAGCAGCAGACCGAGAAGACCCCGGAUCCCAACGUCGAGCCCAACGACGAUCCCAAUGACGAUCCCAACGACGAUCCCAACGACGAUCCCAACGAGGACUGGUGUGCUGUGUGUCAGAAUGGAGGGGAGCUGCUCUGUUGUGACAAGUGUCCUAAAGUCUUCCAUCUCAGCUGCCAUAUUCCUGGCCUCAAGUCUUCUCCUAGUGGGGAGUGGUUUUGUUCGUUUUGCCGAGACCUAACCACGCCUGAAAUGGAGUAUGACACGGGAGACAGCACAAAAGCCGUGAAAGAGGAGCCAGAUUCUGAGGGACUAACUCCUGUAGAUAAAAGGAAGUGUGAGAGAUUAUUACUUCGCCUAUAUUGCAAUGAGCUCAGCACUGACUUCCAGGAGCCAGUCUCACCGUCGACGAUGCCUGAAUAUAAUGAGAUUAUAAAAUCUCCCAUGGACCUCUCAGUGGCGAGGAGCAAGCUGGAGUUAAAGCAGAGUCCAGCUUACAAGAGGCCUGAUGACUUUGUCGCCGACAUCAGACUGAUCUUUAGAAACUGUGCCAAGUUUCACAAGGAGGAUAAUGAGAUGGCAAGUGUAGGUGUCAACCUGGAGAAUUUCUUUGAGGAGCAGCUGAAACUCCUUUACCCCGAACAGACUUUUCCUGAGGUAAAGGAAGAAAGUUCUGCCUCUUCAGUUCUGGAGGGCAGUGUACCCUCAGAUGUGCCCUGUGAGGAACAUGGAGCCCCAGUUGAACCUGCUGAGAGUCCACCUCCAAAGAGUCCAGCACUCCCUAGCCCCCCCAGUGACCAAGUCUCUGAUCCUCCCACUGAAGUCCGUCCGGAUGAACCUGGUCCGGAUGAACCUGGUCCGGAUGAACCUGGUCAGGAUGAACCUGGUCAGGAUGAACCCGGUCAAGAUGAGCCCUGUCAAGAUGAACCCGGUCAAGAUGAGCCCUGUCAAGAUGAACCCGGUCAAGAUGGGCCCAGUCAAGAGGAGGUCUGUCAAGAUGGGCCCGGUCAAGAUGAGCCCAGUCAAGAUGAGCCCAGUCAAGAUGAGCCCGGUCAAGAUGGGCCCGGUCAAGAUGAGCCCGGUCAGGACGAACAUGGUCAAGAUCAGUCCAGUCAAGACGAGCCCAAGGAGUCUGAUGUCCAGGAAGACUCACCCAAGGAGGAUGAAAUGAUGAGCGAUACAGAGGGAUGAUGAGUAGUUGUAUCUUCCUCUCGUCUAUGUGAAGCUGUUAGAAAUCCUUGCUGAAACAAGGAGUCCUCCUGCAAGAUUAGUAAAGCUAGGUAGUUUGUUUUUAAUAUUCCUGCAAUAAUAAUAUUAAUAAUUAAAAAAAAAAACAUAUUUAAACAGACUGCACAGAGUGCCCAAGCAAAAGGCUAGUUUAUUUUAUUUGUAGCAUGUUUUUAUUUCCCUUGAGCAUAUUAUAUAUCUUUACUGUAGUAAAGAACAUGUUGACAGGGUAAUCGCAACGGGGACAUCAAACAAGCGUGUGUCUUCCCUAAUCAAACUUAAUGAAUGAACUGCAGAAGUACACAUUAUGUACAAUUAUUAUGUUUGAUGUUGCCCUUUAUGAUCUACAUUAAUGUAUAAUAAUUAUUAUUUAUCCUGAAUUAGAUUAUUUAGGGUAAUGACUGGUGCUUUUGUUUAAUGUAAAAAGAGUAAUGCAUUUACUUUAUUCAGCUGAUUGAAGCUGAAGCAAAAUGUUAUGUUUUUAAGCUCAGAAUUCAUGUCAUCAAUAUCAAUAAUAGCUGUACUCACCAUUGCGGUGGUCAGUGUUGUCAACCAAGGAAUUUUCCUUUUUUUUUUUUUUUCAUGUACAGUAGGAGAGUGCAUAGAUAUUUUCCUUAUUUUCACUAUUUUAGAUGGUUCAAGUUAAGUUGUCAGUAUUGCUCCUUGACUUUAACUGACCAGGAUUUGUAAGGUAUAUCUUGAUUGUGUUGCUCCAAGAACUAUAGUCAAGAUCUGUGCAUGUGCUAGUGGCUAGUGGACUCAUUUUUCCCAUGGAGUGGUCCAUGGCCGUUUUUUGAACAUGUAAAAUAUUGUGGACCUUUUGGACUUUUUUAUUUGAAUUGGCUGUGACCCGUAUGAACGUAAUGUCGGUCUUGGAUCUGGUCAGUACAAUACUUUGAGGUAUAAUGGUUAGCGUAUAAUUACAGUUGCAGUCAGCUUUCAGACGAGACCCCCCCACUACACUUCACUACGGUUACCAUGGCUGUAUUGGAGUUUAAAAAGUGUGUGUGUAUAUGCAAUCAAACAUGCAUAUUACAGGGGACUUUGAUGGGUCUGAAACUGUCCUGUUUGUUGGGAUCUGGCAGAGAACAGAUUGCUUCCCUCUGAAUCUGGCCAAGACAGGGCUGCUAUAAAUAGAGGAAAUAACUGUAUGAUUUCCACAGAUUUUGUGUAUGUAACUUUAAUCUAAAUAUAAAAUAAAACAUUUUGAUAUCCCUG
Molecule: messenger RNA, 5698 nt
Organism: Alosa sapidissima (American shad)
Lineage: Eukaryota; Metazoa; Chordata; Actinopteri; Clupeiformes; Clupeidae
Gene: trim24
Product: tripartite motif containing 24
Exons: 18
Coding region: 1124-4444 (1106 amino acids)
Molecular function (GO): protein binding; zinc ion binding
Source: RefSeq, a predicted model, not a curated record